Molecule: messenger RNA, 1638 nt
Organism: Ctenocephalides felis (cat flea)
Lineage: Eukaryota; Metazoa; Arthropoda; Insecta; Siphonaptera; Pulicidae
Gene: Ets65A
Product: DNA-binding protein D-ETS-3
Exons: 7
Coding region: 1-927 (308 amino acids)
Biological process (GO): regulation of transcription by RNA polymerase II; cell differentiation
Cellular component (GO): nucleus
Molecular function (GO): sequence-specific DNA binding; DNA-binding transcription factor activity, RNA polymerase II-specific
Source: RefSeq, a predicted model, not a curated record
AUGUUGGAUAUUAAAAGUUCGGCCGAUUAUUUGACCAGGUCGAAUUUUAGUAAUUUUUCGAUGCUGUUUGCAGAUUCGACUUACAAAUCGACAUGGGGUUCUCAUACAACAAGUCAGUCUCAGAAUUACGGUUCGAAUGCUCUGAGUGUUACAAAAUCUUCCCUGGACCCACAUUCGCACUUGAGGCAACCCGAUCCGUAUCAGAUGUUCGGGCCCACCAGCUCCAGACUGGCGAGUUCAGGUUCAGGCCAGAUUCAGCUCUGGCAAUUCCUCCUGGAGCUGCUAAGCGAUUCGACGAACGCUGGUUGCAUCACGUGGGAGGGCACCAACGGCGAAUUCAAGCUGACGGAUCCUGACGAGGUUGCCCGAAGAUGGGGCGAGAGGAAGAGCAAGCCGAACAUGAACUACGAUAAAUUAUCCAGGGCACUGAGGUACUACUACGACAAGAACAUAAUGACCAAGGUCCAUGGCAAGAGGUACGCCUACAAGUUCGACUUCCAAGGUCUAGCUGCUGCCACUCAGCCAGUGUCCGCCGGUGGUCCUGCUUCGUCGGCGGACGCCUACAACAAGUACACGGAUGCAGCCCUGUUUUCCUAUCACCACCACGUGUACGGAAACGCGGCGGCGGCGGCAGGUACAGCGGCUGGUGUCUACCACCAGCACCACUCGGGGAACGGUGGUUCGGGUGCCGGGGCUGUUGGAGCUGCGGCGGGUAAACUGGGGCUGGGACUUGGGGGGCAUCAUCAUCAUCACGGGAUGGGGGCGGCUGGAGCUUCUAUUUUCCCUUCGGCCUCAUGGGGCAACUGGGGAACCCCCGGAGGCGCCGGAAGCCUCUACGCGCCCCCCAGUAUGACGCACCACGUUGCGUCGCACGUUGCCUCACACCAUCACCAUCACUUGGGUUCGUAUCCUCACUACGCAGCGUGACGACCGAAAGAUGGCAGCUCCGACUUCAUAUCAGUCGGAGGGGGCUUUUCCCACAAUGGAAACCUCGAAAUUAGGAGCCCCCAUGGCGGGGAGGAGAGAAAAUGUGGUAAUGAAUAGGAAAAGGGAUGGUAGGUACAUGUUGCUUGAGGGGGUUGAGGAACGAUUUGUUUUGGGUUAGUCGGUACAAUUGGAGUUGGUAGCAUGAGUCAAGUAAAAUAAAUGUAUAUCGUAGCCUUGAAUUUGUAAAGUUUUACAAAAAAUUUGUUUCACAUCAUCACCAUCACAUGUGUUCGUAUCUUCACUACGCGAAAGCUGGCAGUUCCGACUUUAUAUCGGUCGGGGGGGGGGGGGGUUUCACAAUGGGAACCUGAAAUUUAGGAGCCCCCAUGACGGAGAGGAGAGAAAAUGUGGUACUAAAUAAGAAAAAUAAUGAUAGAUGAAGUUGCUUGAGUUGUUUUGAGGGAAUGAUUCGUUUUGGGUUAGUUGGGACAAUUGGUGUUGGUGGUAUGAGCCAAGAAUAGAAAUUUUCUUUUUUUUUUUUUGCAAAAUUUUUACAAAUUCUAAGGUUUUUGAAGACCCUCUGACGAGUACAUUUGUUUUGGUAUAGUCUCAGAUAUUUAAAUAAUAGUUCGUGGAAUUACCCUGCGUAGUUGAAGUGAAACUUCUUUAUAACACAUUUAUUCUAACCAUGUUAAAAGACGCAUUAGAAGU